Molecule: messenger RNA, 844 nt
Organism: Jaculus jaculus (lesser Egyptian jerboa)
Lineage: Eukaryota; Metazoa; Chordata; Mammalia; Rodentia; Dipodidae
Gene: Isca2
Product: iron-sulfur cluster assembly 2
Exons: 4
Coding region: 39-503 (154 amino acids)
Biological process (GO): iron-sulfur cluster assembly
Cellular component (GO): mitochondrion
Molecular function (GO): 2 iron, 2 sulfur cluster binding; 4 iron, 4 sulfur cluster binding; iron ion binding
Source: RefSeq, a predicted model, not a curated record
CUCAGUGUGACGCGCGGGGGCGGAGUUGGCGGAAGAAGAUGGCGGCCUCCCGGGGCAUGUCCCUAACGGCCCGGGCGCUGAGCGCGGUCAUCCCCUGGCCCAGGGGCAGGCUCCUCGCGGCCUCUCCCGGACUUCGCACGCGUCGGGAAGAGUCGUCCCGCAGUCCCGAGGCUGGCGAGGGACAGAUCCACCUCACGGAGAGCUGCAUCCAGAGGCUUCUGGAAAUUACGGAAGGGUCAGAGUUCCUCAGACUGCAAGUGGAGGGAGGUGGCUGCUCCGGAUUUCAAUACAAAUUUUCACUGGACACAGUCAUUAACGCCGAUGACAGGGUAUUUGAGCAGGGUGGGGCGAGAGUGGUGGUUGACUGUGAUAGCUUAGCCUUCGUCAAAGGGGCGCAGGUGGACUUCAGCCAAGAACUGAUCCGGAGCUCAUUUCAAGUGUUGAACAAUCCACAAGCACAGCAGGGCUGCUCCUGUGGGUCAUCCUUCUCUAUCAAACUGUGACACGGUGACAGAAGGCCCCAAGAUUGCCACCAGUUGGGAUUUGUAGAAUUCCAGUAGUUUCCUCGUAUCAUGCCUCCCUCACAAUUUUAUUUUCUUGAAUUCAGGAGUGUGGUGUUUGGACACAGUUGUGUUCAGAAUGUGAAGCCUUUUACUCUUGGCUAAAGUCCUCUCCCCUCCCCCAGGACAAUGCUGAGGCCAAGUUUCAGAUGCUGUUACCUCAUAUUUAAUCACUGGUUGGAACCCAGUGUAAUCUCCACAGAAUUUAGAGUGACUGCUCUGGCUUGCAGAGUUGCUUGUAUAUAUAUGUAUAGCAAUGUAUAUAAAGCCUCGUUUUAAAGAAA